Molecule: messenger RNA, 2042 nt
Organism: Trematomus bernacchii (emerald rockcod)
Lineage: Eukaryota; Metazoa; Chordata; Actinopteri; Perciformes; Nototheniidae
Gene: efna1b
Product: ephrin-A1b
Exons: 4
Coding region: 193-894 (233 amino acids)
Biological process (GO): ephrin receptor signaling pathway; axon guidance
Cellular component (GO): plasma membrane
Molecular function (GO): ephrin receptor binding
Source: RefSeq, a predicted model, not a curated record
ACUGAAGAGUUCCGACAGUAUUUGGUGAACUGCAUCACUUGAUCUGCCUUCAUUGCUACUAGAGGACUUUCAAUCCGUUGUUGUUGUUGUUUUUCGGUGCGCGUAUUUACGCAUUCAAAACUUCAAUAACAGAAGCGUUUUUUUCAAUUAUCGCUUAUUUAGUUUCACUCAAGCGUCCUUUGGACAGGAGAUAUGGAGUUGGUGUAUCUGAUGUGUUUGGCGCUGAGCAUCGGUGCUUGGUUCGCUUGUGCAGAGAGGCACAGCGUCUACUGGAACGGCUCGAACCCAAACUUCCUGUGGGAUGAGUACACAGUGGAAGUGCGUAUUAACGACUAUCUGGACAUCAUCUGCCCCCACUACACCCACGGUGAGGUGUCAUCGCAUGCAGCUGAGCGCUACGUUCUGUACAUGGUGGAGAAGGAAGACUACGAGGUGUGCAAGCCUCACUCCUUUGACCAGCUGCGUUGGGAGUGCUCACGGCCGUUCGCUCCCCAUGCCCCCGAGAAAUUCUCAGAGAAAUUCCAGCGUUUUACCCCCUUUACCCUGGGCAAGGAAUUCAGACAGGGAGAAAGCUAUUAUUAUAUCUCCAAGCCAAUGCAUCACCAUGGCCAGGAUUGUCUAAGGCUGAAAGUGGAUGUUGCCGGGAAUAGCGGCUCUGCAAAGACCAAUGUAGAAAAAUCCAAGGCAGAAAAUACAGGAAAGAGCUCAGAUGGAGGCAAAGGGAAGUUACCCUCUGGAGGAGUUCACAACCCUUCUAACCGGCUCCCAGCAGAUGACCCUGCUGCGAUGGAGCCAAAAGUACAGAGGAGCGUCGGCAGUUCACAAGCAAAGCUGGUCUCCUUUUCCCUCGUCUUUACCCUGCUCCCAGCCCUGUUAGCCCUGAUGCUACACUAAGACUGAGCAGGAUGCUGAAACAGAGACAAUGUCAACUCAAUGCCGGUCAUUGGGACCAUGAAUGAACACAGAUUUUUUUAUACAGAUUUUUUAUACGAGCAUGGACAGUGCUGUGAGUGUGCGUUUGCGUGUUUAUUUGUGUGAAUGUGGAACGUGGAUCGUUCCAAAGAAGAGGACCUUUUUUAUUAGCUUAUAACGAGGAUGGAAAUUCUCCUUUAUGAUCGUUUAAGAUGCACUCUUUUUUUAAAGUCAUUACGAACAAAACUUCAAGCAAACCGAUAAAAUACUUUGUGGAUGAUUAUCAAUGUGAAAAGGACAAGAGGAAUACAUUGUAUUCAUUAUCCCGUGUUUUCAACUUUGGUACAAAUUUGUAUUGUGCUCCCCAUCUCCAAAUGUUAGUCAUUUUUAUUCCUCUACAUGUAGAGAAGUUAUUAAGUCUGUGUAUUGCAAAUGUUGUCCUCAACUUCCAGGACUGUAGGAUUUUUGUCAUGUUGUUGUGUAGCACUCAGCUCCCUAUUGUUCCAUCUGAAGUCUGUUUUCUCUUUCAAGUCUGUCAAAACACCACUGUGAGAUCCACACGGAUACAAAAGCAGUCAAUCUGGUUUAGCUGAACUCCACUGAAAGGAUCUGAUUUCACACAAUCUUUCAGUUCAGCUAUAAGACAACACGGGCUCAUGGGUCAUUAAACACUAAAGUAACAUAAUACAUUUAAUGAAGUGUUUGAUUUGAUUAGAAGAAAUGCACCAGAAUCAAUUAGGAUCCUAAAAAUAUGUAUUAUUUUUUGUGUCCCAAGUCUUUACUAGUCGAUUACAUGUUCUCAUUAGGUAGAGAGCCACUGAUCAGCAGACAAAUAUAUGAAGAUACAUUUGAAAACAAACAUGGGAUUCAGGGAGCUGAGCAUCUUCAGUAUAGGUUAUUCACUCAUUUCUACAUGGUACACUGGCUGAUGUGCAGAUGUGUUUCCAUUUGCACAUAGUCAAACCUCAAACUGAAGGGACUUCCCAGAUUACAUUUACAGUUGUUUGUUUUCUUGUUAAUCAUGCUUCAUUUUGUAACGGUAUAUAUGUGAAUAUGUACAUAGAGAAAACUAUAAGAAACUGUUUUAACAUGUGAAAAUAUCUUAAGUGAAAUAAAAAAACGUGACGUAA